ACGCAAAAUGACAUUGGUUGACGUUUGAAGGUCACGCGAUAAUUUUCAAACAAAAUAAGUUUGCAUGUCUGAUAAGUUUUCAGUUUAGUUAAAUCAGCAUUACUGCGGUAAGAUUACUUUAUAAAAAAAUGGCUUCGCGUUUUGCCGGUGUUGAGCAAGGACCUCCAAUCGAAGUCUUCCAACUUAAUAAACGUUUUAUCGAUGACACAUUUAAAAAUAAAGUCAAUUUAACAAUUGGGGCAUAUAGAGAUGAAAAUGGUAAACCAUGGGUGCUGCCAGUGGUACGCAGAACAGAAAAGCAGAUGGCAGAGGAUGACUCCUUGCUACAUGAAUAUCUACCAGUACUUGGCUUGGACCAGUUUACGUCAGCGUCAGUGUCGAUGUUGCUAGGAGAAGAUAACCCCGUGAUCGCUGAAGGUCGUGCAUUCGGUGUGCAAACGCUGUCAGGCACUGGAGGUCUGCGUGUGGGUGCGGAGUUCCUCAACAAGCAUCUUAAGUACACCACAUUCUACUACUCCGACCCGACAUGGGGUAAGUGGAAUCUUCUUCUUCUUCUUCUUGAAGUUCAUAGCUACACGGCUCGUUGGCUUCUUAAGAGCCGCAAGUCUCUUUGGCUUUUUAAGUGUGGCUCUAAAUUUUUAACAUUUUGUAAGUAGAUGCCAGCACAUUGA
Messenger RNA from Papilio polytes (common Mormon), 671 nucleotides. RefSeq names its product probable aspartate aminotransferase, cytoplasmic (gene Got1). The record is from RefSeq and is a predicted model, not a curated record. Gene Ontology annotation, molecular function: L-aspartate:2-oxoglutarate transaminase activity; pyridoxal phosphate binding. Gene Ontology annotation, cellular component: cytosol. NCBI's taxonomy places the organism in Eukaryota, Metazoa, Arthropoda, Insecta, Lepidoptera, Papilionidae. The coding region runs from base 129 to 656 and encodes 175 amino acids. Gene Ontology annotation, biological process: L-aspartate biosynthetic process. The transcript has 4 exons.